AGCGGACGCCACCAGGGACAAGACGUGUGACCAAGGAAGGUUCUGCCUCCCACGCUCCUUCCGCUAUCGCGAUUUGCCUGCGCUCCAGCCUGCAUCCCCGUACCAAGUGCAGCGCGUCUCGCACACACCCUAAUCUCAUUCGCCCGCGCCGCUCACCGCCCACCGCCAUCGCCUUACCUGACCUGCCGCCAUGAAUCAGUUAGCCUUCAUCAACCCCGCCCAGGCCUUCAGCCCUGCCGGGCCCUCCGGCUCUCUGCCCCCAGCCCACUACGAUCCCUCUGCACGCCCGGCGCCGCGAUACGAGCAGCAUCUCGGCCAGAAUCAAGCUUUCCCUCCUCCCCCGAAUGGCGUCAACCAGCCUGGCUUGAGCUGGCCGAUGCAGCCUUACGCCGCAAACUUCCCUCUCCAGCAGCAGCAGCAGCAGCAGCAGCCUCAUCCCACCGGCAGGCAGAGCGCGCAGCCCAGAGCAAGCCUCUCGCCCAAUGCCACCAGUCAGCACACCACCCCAAGACCUUCCUCCUCCUCCACUCCAACUCAGUACCCGAUGGCCGCUCCUCCUCUUCCACAACAGCCCGCCGCAAGCGCGCAACAAUCAGACCAUGUCCUAACACCAACCGGCAACACCACAUCCACCGCUCAAUCCCCCUCCCUCGCCCCCUCCACCCGAGAACAGCAGCGCCUCGCCCUCGUCCUCGAAAUCAACCAAGACCUCCUGGCCGAAAUGGCGCGCCUGCAGUCCGAGAACCAAGGCGGCGCCAUCUCCCCCCAGCAAGCCAUGCAGAUGAAGCAAGCCGGCCAGUCCGAUAAAAUGGCCUCCGACGACUACAUCCAGCUCCUGCGCCGCCUGCAGGGCAACAUCGCAUAUCUCAUGCCGCGCAUGGGCCAGCAGAUGCAGCCUGACGCCCGCACGCUCCCCGGCCCGGCGUUCAUGCAGCAUCCGCAGCAGCUGCCCACGCUGGCGGAGAAGUAUGAACGACUACGAGAGCUGUUUCCCGAGUGGGCGGGUAACGAUGCCAAGCUCCUGGCCAUGAGUGCGGGUGGUGCUGGGAGAACAGGGUCGCCGGGGCAAGCCCUGGCUUAUCAGCAGGCAUUGCAGCAGCAACAGCAACAACAACAACAGCAGCAGCGGCAGAAUAGUGCAAGCGCUUGAUGGGGAACGCCAUGUGAUUGGGAUAUGAUACAAACCACUACAGCAUUGCAUCUCGGCGUACGGAAUGGCCAGGGCGGUCAGGCAGAUACCCAUCUUCUCGCGAAGAAACAUUUCACGAUCUAGAAGGAGGGAAUAUGUAAAAUCAUGU
Neohortaea acidophila is the source of this 1298-nucleotide messenger RNA. RefSeq lists its product as uncharacterized. The record is from RefSeq and is a predicted model, not a curated record. The transcript is spliced from 2 exons. The coding region runs from base 191 to 1150 and encodes 319 amino acids. Lineage: Eukaryota; Fungi; Ascomycota; Dothideomycetes; Mycosphaerellales; Teratosphaeriaceae.